AACUUGUUGAGGCUGCCGCGUUUGCCAAAUUUGCGCCUGAUCAAGGCAUUCCAGUCUCUGCUUAUUUUUCAGGUCGAAUAUACCAAUACGGCAAAGAUCAGUAUUAUUAUAAUGGUGUAAAGAUUUUUUCUUACGUCGUUAUACUUCUUACUCUUUUGGAUGCUGGGGUAUAUAUGGUCCAUUAUUUGUUCUAUACUGGUCCACACAAACGCGAUAUUGCAAUCAAUGG
Molecule: messenger RNA, 229 nt
Organism: Racocetra persica
Lineage: Eukaryota; Fungi; Glomeromycota; Glomeromycetes; Diversisporales; Gigasporaceae
Source: the annotation of a GenBank genome assembly